CUGACACCGUUUGGGCCACUCCCACUCCCGCGCCUAAGAAGUGAAAUACGGGAGCGAAACUGAAGGACAGAAGAAAAGGUCUCACAACUGGAGCCUCCAGGACACCUUUAGCCCACAAAAGCCCCCACUUCUGCUAAAACUAAGGUCUGCUGGGUAAUGGCUGUUCACGGGGUUUUUCUCUCCCUUGCCCUCUGUCUCCUGCCGGGGCAUCAGACAUUGGCUAAAAACGAGGCUCCCUGCCAGCUCUCCAAAUGGAACAAUGGCUUCAACGUCUUCAUGAAACGCCACAUUAGCUCCAAGACUCCCACCUCUCUCGACAAAAAUGAAUGGGAAAGGUACAUCCGGAAUAACGGCGGCUGCAACAGACCCACGCAGUCUUUCCUUCACCCGAACGACCUGGAGAGCGUGAAGGCCGUGUGCACGGGCGCAGGUGGGAAGACGUACAAGGAGAACUUGUGCAUCAGCCAGAAGCCUUUCUCUUUUGUCACGGUGAGGAGUGAGCAGGGGACGUGCGGCAUCAGGAGCGUCCGGGAGGAAACUAAACACCUGAUCCUGGCCUGUGAAGUGCUGGACAAUCGGUGCCUGCCUGUCCACUUCGAGGGAAAUCCCGAAAAUCUCAAGCCUGAUAACAAUGCCAGAGGCUGCCAGGACCCACAGAUGAGAGGCCAUGCUCCCAGCUUUAAAACGACAUGGCCCCAGUUCUUAUUUUUUCUUAUUAUUAUUUACUAUGUCCUUUAACUUUUUUUUUUAAAUUUGAGGAGGUAGAUAGGACGUUGAAGUUUUCAUCAGGGGACGUUUUGCUCCUUGGAAUCUUCUCCUGAACACAUCUGAGAAAAAACCUUUUUAAAGUCCUGAAAUUUUAUUCAAAAAGUUUAUGGUUUCCAAACAUUAUUAAAUCACAGUCACAUUACCAAUAAAUAAACCACUUCUUUUUUUUUUUGGGGACAAAAUUUUAAAAUAACUUUACUCCUAUUUCUGUGUGCUUAUGCCUUAGCCUCUGUCGGUUACAUUUCAGUAGUUUUGCAUCUAUCCUUAAGAGAUAAUGAGAGGGUCGGUGCUCUAAUGGCAUUUCAUGUAAAGUUACAGUUUUGGCAUUGAUGGUACAGAUGCGGUUAUUUACUGUGUUGUGCGUAUUUUUUUACAUUAAAAGGGCAAAAACAUAAUUGUCAUACAAAAGGGAUUUCAUUUACUAAAUCUAUGGUGUGAUGUAAUAAACUGUGUUCAGACCAACAUACAAUCUA
Xiphias gladius (swordfish) is the source of this 1241-nucleotide messenger RNA. Its product is annotated as angiogenin. Bases 157 to 738 code for a protein of 193 amino acids. NCBI's taxonomy places the organism in Eukaryota, Metazoa, Chordata, Actinopteri, Istiophoriformes, Xiphiidae. The transcript is spliced from 2 exons. The record is from RefSeq and is a predicted model, not a curated record.